GUCACCAGGCAUCAGGUCAUUUGGCUCGCCAGCGGGCACCGCGUCAUCUGGCAAGGCAGUGGGCACCGAGUCACCAGGCACGACAGUGGGCACCGGGUCAUCUGGCGCUGGAUCGUCUGGCUCGACAGCGGGCAUCGGGUCACCAGGCAUGACCGCGGGCACUGGGUCAUCAGGCAUUGGAUCGUCUGGCUCGACAGCGGGCAUCGGGUCACCAGGCAUGACAGCGGGCACUGGGUCAUCAGGCAUUGGAUUGUCUGGCUCGACAGCGGGCAUCGGGUCACCAGGUAUGACAGCAGGCACUGGGUCACCAGGCAUCAGGUCAGUUGGCUCGCCAGCGGCACCGCGUCAUCUGGCAAGGCAGUGGGCACGAGUCACCAGGCACGACAGUGGGCUCUG
Messenger RNA from Staurois parvus, 396 nucleotides. The record is from the annotation of a GenBank genome assembly. NCBI's taxonomy places the organism in Eukaryota, Metazoa, Chordata, Amphibia, Anura, Ranidae.